AUGACGACCGAGUCUACCAACGACGAUCAAUUAAAGAGGCUGAUUCAAAUUCGACGAGGAAAUCGUUCCGUUGUCACUAAACUAGAGAAUGAAGUUUCGUCAAUAAUUUCGAGAAUUAGUGCCAGUGAAGCUUCUAGCAAUUCAGCUACAAAGGCUAACUUAUUAGCAAGAGUCGAGUCUAUUUCAACAUCCCUGAAGCAGAAACAUCAAUACAUUACGGAGUUGAACGAACAAAUAAUCAACAAAAUCGACACACCGCUCAUAGACAAAGAGAUCGAUGAGACUUCAGAAUGGGAUGCAACGGUUUUUGAAGUUAUCAACAAAAUUGAGCAAAUAAAGUUGGGAAGUUAUACGCGAGAUCCACAGCCCCCUGGCAUACCGAUUGGCCAGAUCGAGAGUAACACGCAGCAAGAGGAACAGGAUAGAAGUUUCAGUUCAAGCUUUGUGGCCCAAAAUGCGGGCAUUCGGCUGCCUAAAAUUAAUUUACCCAAGUUUGGUGGCGACAUUACGGAAUUCAAUGCCUUUUGGCAGAGCUUUGGGUGCGCCGUACACGCCAACGAGAAUAUAAGUGCAGUUCAUAAGCUGAAUUACCUCAUGAAUUUGCUGGAAGGACCGGCAUAUAGAGUUGUUGCCGGACUUGAUAUAACGGAAGAGAAUUACCACCAUGCAGUCGAAACCUUGAGAGCCAGGUUUGGAAAUAAGCAGCGUAUAAUAAGCGCCCAUAUGCAAGCGCUACUCAAGCUUCAAGAAUUGCCAAACGACAAGGUUUCACACUUAAGAUUCAUGCUGGAUAAAAUUAAUGUGCACGUACGGGGAUUGGAAUCUUUAGGAAUGCCGCAAGAAAGUUAUGGUAGCCUUUUGAUCCCAAUAAUCAUGCAAAGAAUGCCCGGUGAAAUCACUGUCCAAGUGGCGAGAAAGGUUACGGAGGACAUAUGGCCAAUACAAGAAAUUUUGGACAUUAUACGGAGAGAGAUCGAGGCACGAGAGUUAAGCGAAAGCGUUUCUGUUACACGAAAUACAGUGAAACAAACAACCGAAGGUUUCAUUAGCAACAACCAAAUCAUUUGUUGCCAGAACUAA
Rhopilema esculentum is the source of this 1080-nucleotide messenger RNA. Lineage: Eukaryota; Metazoa; Cnidaria; Scyphozoa; Rhizostomeae; Rhizostomatidae. The record is from RefSeq and is a predicted model, not a curated record.